This is a messenger RNA of Rotaria sordida, 2397 nucleotides long. The record is from the annotation of a GenBank genome assembly. Lineage: Eukaryota; Metazoa; Rotifera; Eurotatoria; Philodinida; Philodinidae.
AUGGGUGACUUUUCGAAAGCAUUUGAAUUUUAUGAAACAGCACAUAAAAGUAUAGAAAAAACUUUGCAUGUAAAUCAAUCCGGUUUGGCUGCUUCCUACAGCAAUAUCGCUGGAAUGCAUCACGACAUGAAUAACUAUCCGAAAGCACUUGAAUUCUACGAAAAAGCAUAUAAAAUCUGGGAAAUGACUCUGCCUUCUAAUCAUCCAGAUUUGGCUCUUUCCUACAACAACAUCGCUGGAAUGUAUCACAAGAUGGGUGACUUCUCAAAAGCAACUGAAUUCUUCGAAAAAGCACAACAAAUCUGGGAAACAACUCUGCCUCAGAAUCAUCCCUCAUUGGCUAUUUUCUACCACAACAUCGGUGUAAUGAAUUACAAUACGAAUCACUACUCGAAAGCACUUCAAUUUUUCGAAAAAGCGCUUAAAAUCAAAGAAAUAGUUCUGCCUUCUAAUCAUCUCGAUUUGGCUACUUCCUGCAGUAACAUCGCUCAAGUAUAUUACAACAUGAAUGACUACUCGAAAGCACUUGAGUUUUACGAAAAGGCACAUAAAAUCACAGAAACAACACUGCCUUCUAAUCAUCUCGAUUUGGCUACUUCCUACAACAACAUUGGUGCCGUGUAUUACAACAGAGGUAACUAUUCAACAUCACUUGAAUUUUUGAGAAAAGCACAUAAGAUCAAAGAAAUAGCUCUGCCUUGUAAUCAUCUCGACUUGGCUCUUUCCUACAACAACAUUGGUGGAGUGUAUUACAACAUGCGCGAUUACAUAAAAGCACUUGAAUUUUUUGAAAAAGCUCAUACAAUCUGGAAAACAGCUCUGUCUCCAAACCAUCCCGAUUUAGCUACUUCUUACUGCAACAUCGGUCAAGUGUAUGACAACAUGGAUGACUACUCGAAAGCACUUGAGUUUUACGAAAAAGGACAUAAAAUCAAAGAAAUAGCUCUCUCUUCUAAUCAUCCCGAUUUGGCUCUUUCCUACUACAACAAUGGUAGAAUGUAUUACAACAUGGAUGACCACUCGAAAGCACUUGAGUUUUACGGAAAAGCUCAUCAAAUUUGGGAAACAGGUCUGCCUUCGAAUCAUCCCGAUUUGGCUACUUCCUACAACAAUAUCGGUGCAGUGUAUUACAAUAGGGGUAACUACCUGAAAGCAAUUGAAUUUUUUGAAAAGGCACAUCAAAUCUGGGAAACAGCUCUGCCUCCUAAUCAUCCCGAUUUGGCUCUUUCCUACAACAACAUCGCUGGAGUGUAUGGCAAUAUGAGUGAUCACUCAAAAGCACUUGAAUUUUUCGAAAAAGCUCAUAAAAUCUGGGAAACGGCUUUGCCUCCAAAUCAUCCAGAUUUAGCUACUUCUUACUGCAACAUCGGUCAAGUGUAUGACAACAUGGAUAAUUACUCGAAAGCACUGGAGUUUUACGAAAAAGCACAUAAAAUCAAAGAAAUAGUUCUCUCUUCUAAUCAUCCCGAUUUGGCUCUUUCCUACUACAUCAAUGGUAGAAUGUAUUACAAAAUGGAUGACUACUCGAAAGCACUAGAAUUUUACGAAAAAACACAUCAAAUUUGGAAAAUAGCUCUGCCUUCGAAUCAUCCCAAUUUGGCUACUUCCUACAACAACAUCGGCCAAGUGUAUUAUAACAUGCUUGAUUACACGAAAGCACUUGAAUUUUUCGAAAAAGCUCAUAAAAUCUGGGAAACAGCUCUGUCUCCAAAUCAUCCCGAUUUGGUGACUUCCUACAAAAAUAUCGGCACGGUGUAUAAUUGCAUUGGUGAUUAUCAAGCAGCUCUUAAGGCUGUUCAAAAUGCUUUGGAAAUUCAACAAAAGACUUUUCAAGAAGGUAAUAGAGCUUUUGCUUCUACAUAUAGUUUGUUUGGAGGUGUGUAUCGUAGUAUGAAAGAUUACUCCAAGGCACUAUUGAAUCUUGAAAAAAGUGUCACAAUACUACAGCAAACAUUACCUGAAAACCAUCCCGACAAGGCUGUUGGGUACAAUGCUCUUGGUGAUGUUCAUCGAUUAAUGGGUGAUUAUCAAAAGGCACUUACAUUCCAUCAGAAAGCAUUAAAUAUUCAAGAAAAUGUUCAAUGUAAUCCUCUUCAAUGUGCAACGACAUAUACAAAUUUAGGUGAAACUUAUCGUGAAAUGGAAGAUUAUUCUACAGCAUUGUCAUAUUUUCAAAAAGGAUUAGAAAUACGAGAAAGGAAACUACCAAAAAGUCAUCCUGAUUUAGCUGUAGUCUUUCAUAAUAUGGCAAAAUUAUAUUUAUCUACUCGACAAUAUAAUAUGGCAAUGAAAAAUGUUCAACAAGCGAUAGAAAUCGCUCAAGAAAAAUUACCUUCAACUCAUCCUCAUCUUGUGGAAUAUAAAGAAACAUAUGAAAAACUUCAAAAGGAGCUGUAG